Messenger RNA from Akanthomyces muscarius, 2337 nucleotides. RefSeq lists its product as uncharacterized. Gene Ontology annotation, molecular function: protein binding. The record is from RefSeq and is a predicted model, not a curated record. Gene Ontology annotation, cellular component: cytoplasm. Bases 1 to 2337 code for a protein of 778 amino acids. The transcript is spliced from 2 exons. NCBI's taxonomy places the organism in Eukaryota, Fungi, Ascomycota, Sordariomycetes, Hypocreales, Cordycipitaceae.
AUGCUCCUGGAUGCCGGGGCUGAUACGGCUAUUGCGGAAGACAACGGAUGGACACCACUUCACGCGGCAGCUACGAGAGGCCACGUCGAGGUAAACAGGCUGCUUCUCGAGCAGGGGGCUGAUAUCACGGCUCAAAAUAAUGAUGGAUGGACACCACUCCAUGCAGCAGCCCUCAAAGGCCACGUCGAGGUGGUCAAGCUGCUUCUAGAGAAAGGCGCCAACAUCACAGCUGUGAUUAAUAACGGAGGGACACCACUCCAUGCAGCAGCUCACAGCGGCCACGUCGAGGCCGUGAAGCUGCUUCUGGAGAACAGGGCCGAUGCCGCAGUUGCGGGUAAUAGCGGAUGGACACCACUUCACGCAGCAGCUAAAAAGGGCCACGUCAAGGUGGUGAAGCUGCUUUUGGAGAAGGGGGCCGAUGUCACUUGUGCAAAUAAGAAUGGAUGGACACCACUCCAUGCGGCAGCUCUGGGCGGCCGCGUCGAGGUAGUCGAGCUGCUUCUCGAGAAGGGGGCCAAUGCCACGGUUGCUGGUAGUAAUGGAUGGACACCACUUCACGCGGCAGCUAUCCGAGGCCACGCCGAGGUGGUGAAGGUACUUCUCGAGAAGGGGGCCUCUGCCACGGUUGUGGGUAGCAACGGAUGGAUACCACUUCACGCAGCAUCUUUCGACGGUCACGUCGAGGUAGUCAAGCUGCUUUUGAACAAGGGGGCUGAUAUCGCGGCUACCGAUAGUGAUGGGUGGACAUCGCUUCACGCAGCAGCUUGCGAUGGCCACUUCGAGGCGGUGAAGCUGCUUUUAGAAAAGGGGGCCGAUGUCACGGCUGCCAAUAGUGAUGGAACGACACCACUUCACGCAGCAGCUUGCAAUGGCCACUUCGAGGUGGUAGAACUACUCCUGGGGAAGGGAGCCGAUGUCGCAAAUCGUAAUGGAUGGACACCACUCCACGUAGCAGCUCUCAAAGGCCAUUUCGAGGUGGUCAAACUGCUUUUAGAGAAGGGGGCCGAUAUCACAGCUGCAGAUGAUAACAGAUGGACACCACUUUACGCAGCAGCUAGCGGUAACCAUGUCAAGGUCGUCAAGCUGUUUCUCGAGAAUGGGGCUGAUGUCACGGCUGCCGAUAGUAAUGGAUGGACACCGCUUUACACAUCAGCUCUUGACGGCCACGUUAAGGUGGCUAAGCUGCUUCUCGAGCAUGGGGCUGAUGUCACGGCUGCGAGCAAUGAUGGAUGGACAGCACUCAAUACAGCAGCUUUAAAUGGCCAUGUCGAGGUGGUGAAGCUGCUUUUGGAAAAGGCGGCCGAUGUCACAGCUGCGAGUAAUGAUGGGUGGACACCAAUUCACUCAGCAGCGGAUGAAAGCCACGUCGAGGUGGUCAAACUGCUUCUCGAGAACGGAGCCGAUGUCACGGCUGCAAAAAAUGAUGGAUGGACACCACUUAUUACAGCAGCUAGCAAUGGCCACGUCGAGGUGGUCAACCUGCUUCUCGAGAACGGAGCCGAUGUCACGGCUGCCGAAAGCGAUGGAUGGACACCACUCAAUACAGCAGCUAGCAAUGGCCACGUCGACAUGGUUAAACUGCUUCUCGGGAACGGGGCUGAUGUCACGGCUGCAAAUCAUGAUGGAUGGACACCACUCAAUACAGCUGCCAGCAAUGGCCACGUCGAAGUGACUAGACUGCUUCUUGAGAAUGGAGCCGAUGAUAUGACUACAGAUUGUCACGGGUGGACGCCACUUCACCUCGCUUCUCAAUACGGGCAUUUUGAAGUUGUUAAAAUACUUGUAGAGAAGAAGUCUCUUGUUGAUAUGGUGGAUGUCGAUGGCCGCUCGGCUCUUUUCUACGCUUGCGCGAGGGGACACGUGGAGGUGGUCGAGCAUCUUCUGCUUUGUGACGCUGCGAUAAACACUGCCGACCGCUAUGGUGCAACUCCUCUAUUCGCUGCUACGAGAAACAGCCAUGAGAAGGUUGUGACGUGCUUGCUUGCCGUGGAUUGUGGCUUCGAUCAUUUUGUCGACGGCCUCGGUCGAACGUUGCUAUGGUGGGCUGCGAGGAGCGGGAAUGCUCAGGUAAUGGAGGUGAUCGUUCAAUUUGCGAGAAAAAAAGGUAUUCAAACCAGCGACAAUGACUUGGCCGUGGGGUAUAGUCCGACGACGCAUGAUGAGUCCUCGGCUUGGUGCGACUGCUGCACCCGUUACAUUGGGAGAAGCGACAGUCACCUCGUCUGUCUUAAGUGCCAUGGCGGCAGCUUUGACCUCUGCGUAGAGUGUCAUGAAUUUGGCGCGUGGUGUCACGAUCGUUCGCAUAAUUUGAUACCCCAUGAUAUGCAUGCAUCUUAG